UCAAUCAAUCAAUCAAUCAAUCAAUCAAAGGAAACAAAAUCAAGAACAAUCCCCAAGUACACUAACCUGAGUACACCUUUUCCCUUGAAUGUACCGUUCUCAGCCUAUCUUUUGUUCCUUUUCAGUGUUUGUGCAGCUUAUGUCAGACAUCUCUGACUCCAUGCUGAACUUGUGUGACCUUCAACCUGACAUCAAUUUCUGUCUGCCAAGAAACAUGGAGGACACAUAUGCUACGAUGGAAUCCUUUCUGUGGUCCUUGGGUACAACGGCUGUUCCUAUGGCGCCAAACUCUGGAGUAUGGGCCUCAGCUAGCGCGGGAAUCUUCGCUUUUCGAUGUCACGUGAUCUGGUCGCCUUUCCCAGAAGAGCUGAGUGAUGACGUAGCGACUGUGCGGCUUCCACAAAAUCUCGAGACAAAACUGGAAAAAGGAAGACUCGGUGUACUGCUCCAGAGUUACCCGGGAGACGGGGGACGUUAUGAGCACCAGAUCUUGGAUGUGACCGACAACAGCCGGACUGCGUUUGUCAGGAUGGUCACCGAGCAACGCACCGACCUCGUGUUGGACCCCGGCGAGACGUUUCAGGUCACCUUCAAACCAUUUGACGACUCUGAACUGGAUAGACCCAUGAAGAUGAACAUCACUGAGACAGACCAACAGCUGUUCUCUCUGUCCGUGGCUGGCACGGGCCGGACCACACUCGUCUUGGUCGUUGAUCUGAGGAAAGGUUACAACACGACGGUCGCUGAUGCUGACCAGACAACAACCGACACUGACCCGCUCUCCGCGUCAUCCAAGUUCCUCUGUACCUCCCCGUAUCUGACUGGGAAGAUGAUUCUAGUGAACGAGGUAGAGGAUGGGGAUGUGGACCCGGUGCAAUGUGUGACGGCAGGAGGGAAGAUAAUGGUUCACAUCGAGGACGCUGCUAGCAAAAUGGACAGACUGGAGUUUGUGGUUGUCUAUACCCUCGGGGAUGAGAACCAUGGAGAAUUAGAGAAACACCUGUCUACAAUUACAAAACGUUCGGUAUUUGGCAAUUUUUCAGUUGGUCAUCGUAAAGUCUCAUUCAAGAAAAGCUUUUCAUCGAGAACAGUUUCAUUGAGAAUAUGUUCGUCAACGAACGUUUCAUCGAUGAGCGUGUCUUCGUCGAACACGACAGGGAAGUCUUUCAAAUCGUCGGACACGGUGGAUAUCCACACGUAUUUCCUGGGCAUGAAAAGCUGGAGUAUCAGUGAGAUCAUGUGGGAAUCUCUUUCUGGCAUACUGGUGACAGACGUGGGCUCUGAAAACAGCGUCACUUUCACAGCAGACAUCUUCAGCUCUCUGGCUGUCAGCAGCCUCGUGAUCUCGCCAAACCCCAUUGACUUCGCAGACAUCGCCGCCAAUUUUUCCUCUUACCUAGAAGACAGUCCCCACGUCCUUGCUGCCAACUGUCUGAUCCUUUUGCUGUCGUUGCUGGUUGUUAUCUGGCUACGACGAAAGGACAAGGCUGACCAAAAGCUGUGGCGUUACCUCCCACUGGCUGACGACACCCCCUCUAACCGCUGGUUGUACGCCCUGUCUGUGCACACGGCGGUUGCCUCCCCUGACCGCUCGACGUGCACGCCCCACUGCAUGCUGGUCGGAGAGCGAGGAAGGACGAGCGCAAGGGUGUUGGUGGACAAUGUCCGACAGGAAGGACAAAAGAGAAGCCAUGGAAAAGUUGGCGAGGCAGAGGAGGCAGCUGCUAAAGGUGAACAAGGCAACGUAUACAAGAUCACAAGAAUAAUAUGUGGCAAGUACCACGGUGGAAUGAGUGGACCAAUCAAAGACAAGGCUGGCAAGCUGCUGACAAUCGAGAAGGAACAGGAAGCACGCUGGACAGAACACUUCAGGGAAGUCCUAAACCAACCUCCUCCUGAGGACACCCCAGACAUACAGGAACCUACCUUGGGUCUUGAUAUCAGCUCUGACCCACCACAGAAACAAGAGAUUGUAAAAGCUGUUAAGAGCAUGAAAACAAGAAAAUCUCCAGGAAUGGACAACCUGAAUGCUGAAUUGUUUAAAGUAGACCCAGAACUGACUGCCGCCAUUCUUCAACCUCUAUUCAAAACCAUAUGGGAGGGAGAACAGAUUCCCGAGGACUGGAGCACUGGAGUCAUUGUUAAAGUACCAAAGAAAGGAGCUCUUAGAGACUGCAACAACUGGAGAGGUAUCACGUUGUUAUCAGUCCCCAGCAAGAUCCUAGCCAAGAUUAUUAUUAAUCGGAUGUCGGAUGCCGUAGACAGCUGCUUAAGAAAAGAACAGGCAGGAUUCCGCAAAGAAAGAAGAUGCACAGAUCAGAUAUUUGCCCUCCGCAACAUAAUAGAACAGUGCACGGAAUGGCAGAGACACCUUUAUGUCAACUUCGUUGAUUUUGAAAAAGCAUUCGACAGUGUGCAUAGAGAAAGUCUUUGGUACAUUCUAUGA
Aplysia californica (California sea hare) is the source of this 2446-nucleotide messenger RNA. RefSeq lists its product as uncharacterized. The record is from RefSeq and is a predicted model, not a curated record. Bases 89 to 2446 code for a protein of 785 amino acids. NCBI's taxonomy places the organism in Eukaryota, Metazoa, Mollusca, Gastropoda, Aplysiida, Aplysiidae. The transcript is spliced from 8 exons.